Molecule: messenger RNA, 1978 nt
Organism: Zingiber officinale
Lineage: Eukaryota; Viridiplantae; Streptophyta; Magnoliopsida; Zingiberales; Zingiberaceae
Product: probable serine/threonine-protein kinase At1g54610
Exons: 8
Coding region: 39-1754 (571 amino acids)
Biological process (GO): positive regulation of transcription elongation by RNA polymerase II; protein phosphorylation
Cellular component (GO): nucleus; cyclin-dependent protein kinase holoenzyme complex
Molecular function (GO): cyclin-dependent protein serine/threonine kinase activity; ATP binding; RNA polymerase II CTD heptapeptide repeat kinase activity
Source: RefSeq, a predicted model, not a curated record
AGGAGAUCAGAUGCAGCAACUUUAAUGGCUUCAGGCUUAUGGCAGCCUGUGUCACUGCAGUAGGAGAAGGCAUUUGCCAAACCGCAACAAUAUACUGCGGGGGGAGUAUCUCUUUGCAAGUUGCAGCCACGACAUGCCGGGGAACCACUUCCCGCCCUCGAUGUAGGCGGCCACCCAUGGGUUGCCUCCUCAGCAAGCGGAGCGCCGCCGCCCCGUCGGCCCCCGCCGAGAAAGCCCCCCCAACGUGGCCCUCAGAACGCCCCUGCAUCCCCCCGGCGCUCUCCCCUCCCGACCCUUCCACUUGGCCCAUCUGGCUCCUUGCCGUCGCUGGAGAAUCCCUCCGCGGGUGGAACCCUCGCCGAGCCGACUCGUUCCGCAAGGUUGCCAAGAUCGGGUCGGGAACGUACAGCAACGUGUAUAAGGCGCGGGACUUGGAGACGGGGCGGAUGGUGGCGAUGAAGAAAGUGCGCUUCGACCUGGCGGAGCCGGAGAGCGUGCGAUUCAUGGCGAGGGAGAUCACGGUGCUCCGGCGGCUUGACCACCCUAACGUCGUCCGGCUUGAGGGAAUUGCCAUCUCCCGCGUCUCCUCCGCUCUUUACCUCGUCUUUGAGUACAUGGAGCAUGACCUCGCUGGACUCGCUGCAGCUCCCGGUGUGCAUUUCACGGAGCCCCAGGUCAAAUGCUACAUGAAGCAGUUACUUUCUGGUCUUGAGCAUUGCCACAGUCGAGGAGUCCUGCACCGUGAUAUCAAAGGUUCAAAUUUGCUUUUGGACAAUGAAGGAACACUCAAGAUAGCUGAUUUUGGACUUGCUUCUACCUUUGAUCCUAGCCGCAAGGCACGAAUGACUAGUCGAGUGGUCACGUUGUGGUAUCGUGCUCCAGAACUAAUACUUGGUGCAACAAACUAUGGUGUUGGUAUUGAUCUCUGGAGUGCUGGCUGCAUUUUGGCAGAAUUAUUUAUGGGAAAACCAGUAUUGCCUGGAAGGACCGAGGUGGAGCAGCUACACAGGAUCUUUAAGUUGUGUGGAUCACCUUCAGAAAAGUACUGGAAGAAAUCAAAAUUGCGGCAUACUACUAUUGUGAGGCCAAAACAACACUACACCUGUUGCAUAAGAGAAACCUUCAAGGAAUUUCCACCUUCUUCUCUAUCUCUAAUUGACUCACUCCUUUCACUUGACCCAGAUGAUAGAGGCACAGCUACUACUGCUUUGAACCAUGAAUUCUUCACCACUGAACCUUGUGCCUGUGAUCCGUCGAGCUUGCCUCAGUAUCCUCCAAGCAAAGAAAUGGAUGCAAAACUGAGAGAGAAGGCCAGAAGACAAAGCACUGUUUGUCGGAAAGGCUAUUCUGAAGCAUCAAGACGAUCUAGUGUCCGUAAUUGCCAUAGCAGAGCAGUUCCAGCUCCAGAAGCCAAUGCAGAGCUGCAAGUAAAUUUGGAAUUGCAGAGAAUGCGAUUGAUGACUCAUAUAAAUGUGACAAGCAAAAGCGAAAAGUUCCCACCGCCUCAUCAGGAUGGAUCUGUUGGAAUCCCGUUGGACGGACCAAUGUCUUUCGUAGCACCAGAUACAUCUUUUACUUCCUCAGUGUUUGAAGCAAAGGAAUACUCUAGUGGAGGACUGGUUACUAGUGAAGGCACUCAGAAGAGGAACAUAAGCAAAGAGGAGCCAAGAGGUUUGAAGAGAUUCAUGGAGAUCAAAAGAAAUAGAAGAGUUCAUGGAGACAGAAGAAAAGAAUUAGAAGUUUUGAGUAAGUGAAAUAGUAGUUAGCCUUUUGUAUCUCAUGCCCGUUCACUUCAUAUAAAAUAUGUACAGACUAGGAAGACUUCAGAUGUUUGCUAUCUACCAUAGAGAGAGUUCAUCCACCUGCUCAUUUUGUCUGAUUAUGAAUUUGUUUGGCUCGGUUGAACUCUUGAUUCAUUCACACCUCAACUCUAUAAAUUGCUCAUUAUUUAUCUGAAUCAAUUACUAGUUCAAAAUGA